AUGAAAGGAGCUAUUGCAAUACUGGCCACCACUAUGGUACUGUUCAUGUUCGCCGUCGAGCAGAUGAACCCGGCCGAUGCAGCCUCUUACACCGUCACUUGGACCUUCGGCGCCGGCUCUUGGCCCGCCGGAAAGAGCUUCAAGGCCGGUGACAUGAUCGUUUUCAAAUACCCGAAAGGGGUACACAACGUGGCGGUGGUGGGCUCCGGCGGCUACAGCGCCUGCAGCGCGGCGGGGGCGAAGGUUUACAGCUCCGGCAACGACCAGCUGACUCUGGCCAAGGGAGCAAACUACUUCAUCUGCGCCAUACCUGGCCACUGUCAAGCGAAUCUCAAGAUGACCGUCAAUGCGUCUUAA
Linum tenue is the source of this 357-nucleotide messenger RNA. The record is from the annotation of a GenBank genome assembly. Lineage: Eukaryota; Viridiplantae; Streptophyta; Magnoliopsida; Malpighiales; Linaceae.